CGUGACGAGCAUAACGAGAGCAUGCCCCAAUAGUGAUAGGUCUGUACGGUGUGAUAGCCUACCAUCGAUGGACUCGAGAGACCGGGUUGUACGGUAUAAUGAAGGCCUAUUAAGGCUGGAGAAAAGCUCCAAGACCGCAGCAUUACAGCGUCUGUUACAUGUACAGGAUCUCCGUUAUGAAACUUUCCUUAGCAAGCUAGAUGAUGAUAACACUAUUAACUCGAUGAUAUCCCAUACUGCCCCUCCUACAGGAGUUGCACAUACACUGAUGAGGCAGAAACGUCUUCGUGCCUGUCGUACGCGGAAUGAGGCGUUCGUAUCUCAGAAAUCUGCCCGACGAUACUGAACAUGUCCAUCCUGAUUACGUGGUGGCAACAGCCUCUGCUAUUGCGGUGACCUUCUCCAUAUUGCUCUUGAUAAUCUCCGAAUAAUCCUUCGUUCGUUCCCUCAUAACCCAACUAGUAGUGCUGCUCGUUGGUCUCUCUCUGGUCUUGCUAGCAUCCUAUGUAUCAGCAGUAGCUUAAUAUCGAUGAACAUCGAUUGAACAUUGUAUACAUUUGCUUCACUGUCCCUCUCAUCUCCCAGACCGUCACACCUUCAAUGGUGCGAUAGCUGGGGGGAGCUUUAGAGGCGUAGCAUGCCCCGUUUAUGAUAGUAUUAGUAACCAGGUGAAGGAAGACACUCUAUAUCCCUCGUUAUCAUGCUAGAUGAUAGAUGUAUAAGUGCAGAGUAAACGAUC
Messenger RNA from Perkinsus marinus ATCC 50983, 739 nucleotides. RefSeq lists its product as hypothetical. NCBI's taxonomy places the organism in Eukaryota, Perkinsozoa, Perkinsida, Perkinsidae. The transcript has a single exon. The annotation marks the transcript as partial. The record is from RefSeq and is a predicted model, not a curated record.